AGAUCUCAAGUCAUAUAUUGAAAGCAAUAUACUUGUACUAAUAUACAUAUUUAUAUAGGGUUCGUGGGUUCACACACACAGUUGAUGGGAAGAACUGUGAUCACCAAAGCACCAAAGCUGUUCUUAAGGAGUUGGAAGCAAGUUCAAGGACGCGCAGGGAUAAGCAGCAAAGCUGCAAAACCACAUCCUAUGGUAGUCGACUACUCUGAAGACAUUUCCCAUCAUAGAGUGGAGAUCAACCGUGGCGGCGAAGAGGAGUGGAUCCCACACCCACGUACCGGAAUAUUCUUUCCGCCAGGACAUGAGUCGGUGAUGGACGGUGUCCCUGACGGCGCUGCUUCCUUUGACAUGACGUUUUGGCUUAGGAACAUUGACGGUGUGGACAAACCUGACCCUGACCAUCAUUUUCCUAACUGAAAAAUGCUAUAAUGAUCGACUAAUGUAAGAAAUUAUAAUGGGACUAUACUAUGCAACUAUAGCAAAAUAAUAUCAUUCCUGAUGAUGAAUGGUGUGUACGCAACGUUUGAUAAUGAUAAUUUCGUAUGAUGCAUGGUUGGUUUAUGCAGCGACCAUUAAGAGA
Messenger RNA from Brassica oleracea var. oleracea, 580 nucleotides. RefSeq lists its product as uncharacterized. Lineage: Eukaryota; Viridiplantae; Streptophyta; Magnoliopsida; Brassicales; Brassicaceae. Bases 85 to 417 code for a protein of 110 amino acids. The record is from RefSeq and is a predicted model, not a curated record. The transcript has 3 exons.